UAUCUCUCACUACCUUUCCCUAAGACCAAAUCCGGUUUUAGUCAGUCCCCUGAGCCUUUUUAUCCGGGUACUUGUACACUCUAAGCAGACUCCCUGUCGACUAUCUUAUGUCUAUGCAUAUCUCUCACAUCCUUCAUAAACUCCUUUCAAGGUCACUCAGCUUGGUUUUUGGUUGCUUUUACCUUUCUGUUUGACUGAUACCGGGCAUAACAGAGGUCGAAUCUUCUCCGUCAGCAUUGAAGCGGUCUAGUUCCUUACUUUGUCUCUGCCUUGGCUCUCAAGUCGUUACAUUGUAAGCUUUGUGCCACCGCACGUUUAAGACUCUCAUACAUAUACUAUCUUAUAAUACUACCCUCUCUACACCCCAUCUCAUCCCCCUUCCCAAUCAUGUCCACCGUUGUUCCACUUAAAGACUGAAUAUCUGCCUACGAGACCACUCGCCAAAAUCUUUGAGACCGAUAGCAAGCAACUGGCAUUACUAUGGCCUCCUCUACAAAGGCUCGCCAACCUCGCCUCCGAGCUUCAUGCGACGGAUGUUUCUUAGCUAAGGUCAAAUGUUCUAAAGCCAGGCCAAUAUGCUCCCGCUGCUUGGCUUGCGGCAUCGAGUGUCGAUAUUCACCUUCGAGCAGGGCAGGCAAGCCCAAAUCUGAUCCCAGUGGAAACACUCACGCGAAUGGACCCCAAGAUAUGCAGCAGAUGCAUCACGGCAUGAUGGAAGAGAAGAACAUCACAUAUUCCACAGCACAUCAAACGCCGCCUGAACAUAUGUUCACUUUCGAGACCGGAUGGACCACUCCCCCCACUAGCAUGGACGGUGGUCUUAGUCGAAACCCUUCAAUAUCGACAGGACUUGCUUUGCUCGGAGUUGAAGAUCGAACGAUGGGCGAACAUGACCCAAUGUCCGCCCCGCCAGAGAUGUAUUCAUCGACAAUGCCAUGGACCCCCCCUACAGACCUUUCGUGCGCGACAUUUGGCGACAUCCCCGUCACAACAGGCCCUAUACCUAGCGCUCAGAUGCGGUCCCAAUCGUUCGACAUGUCCAUGUCAACACCGAUGGCGUGGAACGACCCGGUCUCCCACGAUAUGAUUGCAUACAACCAAGUACCAACCCCGACAAGCAUGUCUUCCAAUUACUUCCCUAGCCCAACGACAACGCCUACAAUGAGGCCAGCUGGUCCACGUCAUAGAUCAUCAUCAUCCACUAUCAACGGAGGUUCUUGCACGUGUUUUACGGCUUGCCUGCAAUCGCUUCAAGCAUUGCACAAUGCUUCUUCGCCAGCAUCGCCACCUUUUGAUUUUGUCUUAUCUCUGAAUCGGAAGGCGGUCGAAGGGUGCGCGGCCAUGUUAUCCUGUACAAAAUGCAUGAGCCGAUCUGGUACGCAUACUGCAACGAUGCUCCUUGCCACGGUUAUCGGUAAAAUAACGUCAUUCUACAAAACCGCCUCUCACUCUUAUUUCGAACACGGCGGUAUGGGUAUGACACCGAACAACCCGGGGACCAACGUAGGUGUCAGUCUUGGCGUUUACCAGCUCAAUGGCGAGGAUGGCAAAUGGCUAGAGCUUGAAAUUCUGGCUAGAGAGCUUAGGAAGCUAGAGGAGGUGUAUUCCAGGUUCCGGGAAGUUGUCUGUACAGAUUUCUCUGACGUUCCUGAUGUCACGAAAGCUAUGAUCGGCUACCUUGGACAAAGCCUGGGGUCCACGCUUGAAGUCAUUAGCCAUAGGAAGGGAGAUAUGACUUUUAUUGCCUAAAGCUUCAGGCGAUUAUUAUGAUAGGUGCGAACACGGCACCAAGCCGCAUACUAUCGGACGAGAUUACGAUGUGACGCAGAAGAGGCCCAAACGACCUACGCAGCAAUAUAUACGUUUCAAGACUGGCUAAUUAUAAUGAUCAACUUCGAUUCCAUUACAACCCAUACGUUCUACAUUUUCGAGUUGGAUUUCGCCACAGGGUUCACCAUAGCGAAAGCGAGUUUCGGCGCUCUGAGGCAGGUGUUCUAUUUUUCAAGCCGGAGUCAACUGCUUUUCUUCUCUUUCUCACU
Annulohypoxylon maeteangense is the source of this 2039-nucleotide messenger RNA. RefSeq lists its product as uncharacterized. The coding region runs from base 481 to 1749 and encodes 422 amino acids. The record is from RefSeq and is a predicted model, not a curated record. The transcript has a single exon. Gene Ontology annotation, molecular function: zinc ion binding; DNA binding; DNA-binding transcription factor activity, RNA polymerase II-specific. NCBI's taxonomy places the organism in Eukaryota, Fungi, Ascomycota, Sordariomycetes, Xylariales, Hypoxylaceae. Gene Ontology annotation, biological process: regulation of DNA-templated transcription; aflatoxin biosynthetic process. Gene Ontology annotation, cellular component: nucleus.